AUGGAUUCCGACGAUGAAAGUUUUCAACGAGCGAUCGAUCAGGAGUUCGAUGAACUCAUUGCAGCAGUGCAAGCUGAAGCCGACGAGGAGGAGGCGGCGGCGGCGACCGUCCCUCGGCCGAUCUAUCGUCGCCGGUAUAUCAACCGUGACCACGCCGGAGCCGACCAGCGGUUGAUGAAAGACUACUUCGGCGAUAACCCCCGUUAUCCGCCGGAGAUUUUUCAUCGGCGAUUCAGAAUGUCGCAACGACUCUUCAUCCAUAUUGCGACGUGUUUGUCUCAACGGUACAAGUGCUUCACCUUGCGUCAUGAUGCCACCGGUCGACCCGCAUUGUCGACAUAUCAGAAGUGCACCGUGGCAAUUAUGCAGCUUGCCUAUGUCGGGCCUGCUGACAUGUUCAAUGAAUAUCUACAGAUGGGCGAAACGCCUGCCCUUAAGACACUGAGACAGUUUUGCAAGGGUAUAAAAGAAAUCUUCAAAGGGGAAUACCUAUGGAAACCAACGACCGAAGAAUGCCAGAGACUGAUAACUAUGCACGGGACUGUGCAUCAUUUUCCGGGGAUGAAGGGCAGCAUCGAUUGCGUGCAGUGGGAGUGGAGGAACUGCCUGGUGGCUUGGAAGGGGCAGUUCACUUCUUGGUUUCAAAGGGCGAUAUCCCACGAUGAUCCUUGA
Molecule: messenger RNA, 672 nt
Organism: Salvia hispanica
Lineage: Eukaryota; Viridiplantae; Streptophyta; Magnoliopsida; Lamiales; Lamiaceae
Source: RefSeq, a predicted model, not a curated record